UCGGAAGCAUGGCCAUUGCGACUCUGCUCCGAAACUGACGAGUUAACUCAGCUUGCUAAUUGGCUUGACUCAGAAUCGAAGGAACACGAGUCAUGCAAUUCCUCUCAAACUCUCGUAGACUCGUUAGUUCUCGUUGAAGCCGAUGUGAGAUUCCUCUCCUCUGCUUCUCAAAUCCUCGAUUCUAUACAAUGGCAGAGCCAUGUGUCGUCUUCGUCAAUCGUACAACCGGGAAUGGAUGGAUGCAGUCACUUGCACUCGCAAAUGCCUACUAUGGGCUUUUGAUGAUAUCCAGAGGUUUUCUGCUAGAAAAUAAACCCGAAGCUGCUGCUGCCGUCAUUCAGGUUACUUGCCAGGCAUUCCCUGAUACAAAGAAGUCAGGGCUUGCAGCUGAUAAACGAGUGUCCUGUACGUGGAUGUUAUCAACCGACAAAAUGAGGAAGACAAGAAGAAGGCCGUAGCUGCUUCAACUGAAAUCCAGCAUUCCUUCCAUGGUUGAUGAGUUGUUGCCGAACUCGGGUUUAGACGUAAACGUGGAUUUGGAUGAGUUAAAGAAGAAUGAAACUCUUCUUAGCUGAUGAUGAUGAUGAUGAUGCAAUCCAAUCAACAAGGAAAACUAUUACUGUCCAUAUUCAUUUCAAUAAUUUGAGCUUCUGUUCUUUUAUAUAAAAAUCAAUU
Tarenaya hassleriana is the source of this 675-nucleotide messenger RNA. RefSeq lists its product as uncharacterized. The record is from RefSeq and is a predicted model, not a curated record. NCBI's taxonomy places the organism in Eukaryota, Viridiplantae, Streptophyta, Magnoliopsida, Brassicales, Cleomaceae. The coding region runs from base 189 to 458 and encodes 89 amino acids. The transcript has 5 exons.